UGCAAAGGCUACAUCUCCGCAUCUACAUAUACAUCAAGGAAUAUACACAGACUCCUUGAUCUACAUCUACCCCAAGGAAUAUACAAGAAGUAUAGGAUCCUUGAUUUACCCACAUGUGUGGAAAUAAAUCAGCACACCAGCAGAUUACUUCCUGAGAAGCUAGAAAAAUGCAUCGCUGUGGUCUUGGUGAAAUCAGAUCUGCAAGGAAAAGAGUUUAUCAGCUGUCUGAUACAUGCAGGGGAUUUCAUUCCUGUCACCUUUCAAGAUUUGCAUCAUCAAGAGUAUUGCAAUUGAAUUCACACAUAGUCUUCAGUAAAAGAUGUGUCUCAUUUCUUCCGUCACAGGCACAGGUUGUAGUGUGUGGUGCUGGUGUAGUGGGAAACAGCAUAGCUUACCAUCUUACUCGAGAAGGAUGGACUGAUGUUGUUGUACUCGACCAAACUAAAGCAGGAUCUGGAACCUCCCACAAUGGGUCUGGUGUCCUGGGACUGUUCAAACCAUCUUCAGAAAGAGAAAUUGUGACUUACUCAGUUAACCUUAUUAAAGCUCUUCAGGAGGAUGGCCAUAACUUAGGUCUCAGACAAUGUGGCAGUUUGAAUCUGGCACGUACAAGAGACAGAGCUAUUGCCAUGAAGCGAAGAAUAGCAUACACAAAGCCAUCAGGACUUGAAUGCGAAUGGCUAGAUCGCCAUGAAAUUAAACGUCGGCAUCCACACCUAUAUACUGGAGACCUUGAGGGUGGGGUGUGGGUGCCUGCUGAUGCAGUGGCUGAGCCGUACACAGUGUGUGCCACACUAGCUUCUCUUGCUCAAAGCCAAGGAGCUGUCUAUGUUGAAGAUUGCUCUGUUGAGCGGAUUGUAACAGAUGAAGUGCCUCAUUCACAAGUUGUUCCCAAAGUGACCCAUGUUGUCACAUCUCUUGGCACCAUUCAUUGUGAAUAUUUUGUCAACUCAUCUGGAAUGUGGGCUCGUUCACUGGGGAAGAGGAGCUCUCCACAGGUCCGUGUUCCAGUUUUUCCUGCAGAACACUUUUAUCUUCACACAAAGCCCAUGAGAGAAGCAGCAGACGAUUAUCCUGUUGUUCGGGACUAUGAUGCCCACAUGUUCUGUGUUACUAGAAACAAUCAAUUCAUGGUGGGAGGUUUUGAACCUCAUGCCAAGCCAGCUUUUACUGAUGGAAUACCUCGCGAGUGGAGGAAUUGUCUGUCAGGCGAUGAGGAGCAUUUUAAGCCCAUUCGUGUAGCAGCAGAGCAUCGGUUGCCCAUUUUGAAAGGAACCCAGUAUAAACCUCUUGUUAACUCUCCUGACACUUUUACACCAGAUGGCAAGUGGAUACUUGGGGAGGCACCAGAGAUUGAUAACUACUUUGUGGCUGUUGGCAUGAAUGGAAACAGCCUACAGGGUUGUGGAGGUGUGGGACAGGCAAUAGCAGAAUGGAUCAUGUACGGGUCCUUGGCCAAAGAAAUGCUGGCCUUUGACAUCAGGCGCUUUAUUGACCUUCACAACAACAGACGUUACCUCAAGGAGAGAACGAGGGAGGUGGUUGGCAGACACUAUGAGAUUCUAUAUCCAAGUCAGUGUGAGUACAGGCUGGCCAGAAAACUGAGGUGCUCUCCAAUUUAUAUUGAACAAGAAACACGAGGUGCAGUCUUUGGAACACGGAUGGGCUUUGAACGACCACUGUACUUUGACAUAACACAUAAUAGAAGUGAUCCGCCAGCCCAGAUGCCUGACGGGUCGUUCCAUAAGCCAGUAUUUUUGGACUGCAUCAAAGAGGAAUAUCAGGCAUGCAGGGAAGGCGUUGGAGUCAUUGACCUCUCUUCUUUUACGAAGAUUGAAGUUACAUCUGUUGGAUUAGAUAAAUAUAAGCAGUUUGAUGCAGAAGAAACAAAGUCUGCAGCAAACCAGGUUGUUGAAUUUAUGCAAAAAUUAUGCAGUAAUGAUGUCAACAUGCCUUUGGGUGGUGUGGUGCACAGUGGCAUGCAGAAUGAGCGAGGAGGAUACGAAAAUGACUGUCUCCUCAUACGGCGCUCAGAUAACAGCUACUUGAUGCUUGCCCCCACAACUCAGCAGACUCGAAUUAUGGAUUACAUGAGAAGGCAAAUAACUCCUGAAGCUUGUGUCUCAGUGGCAGAUGUUACUUCCAAGUAUUCCGUACUGAGUGUUGUGGGUCCAAAGUCACGAGAGAUGUUGUCCUUUAUCUGCAACACUGACUUAAUAUUUUAUGAAAACAUGGCUAAGGAUAUCAAUAUAGCUUAUGCUUCUGGAGUGUUGGUGCUCUCAUUCACUCAUACAGGGGAGCCAGGCUACACUUUAAUCAUUCCAGCAGAGUACACCCUUCAUAUAUACAGGCAGCUAAUGAAGCUUGGGUAUGACUAUGGAAUUCGCAAUGUAGGGAUGAUGACAAUGCGAAGUCUGCGAGUUGAGAAAUUCAUUCCCUUUUGGGCAGAGGAACUAGACUCUACUACCACCCCUUAUGAAGUUGGCAGGGGCUACAAAGUUAAGCUUAAUAAAGAAUACUUCAUAGGAAAAUUUGCAUUGAUGAGGCAGUCUACUCAAGGCUUGAAACGAAGAUUGGUUCAUUUUGUACUAGAAGACAGUUUUGACGCUGAUGUAGAUAUUUGGCCUUGGGGAGGCGAACCUAUUUAUCGCAACAACCAUUAUGUUGGCAAUACAACAUCUUCAGCAUUUGGCUUUACACUCAACAAGAUGGUGUGCCUUGGGUUCGUCAGGCAUCAUGAAGGGGAAAAUGUCACACCUGAAUAUAUUCUAAAAAAUUCUCAUUUUGAAAUUGACAUUGCUGGGAAAAGAGUUGCAGCUCGAGCUUCUCUACAACCUCCCAAAAUGCCAAAAGUUAAAAUGGAUGGCAUUUCAUCAUACAGACCCAAGGCACGAGGUAUUUUGGCACAUAAGUGAUUAGGAACAAAAUGUGAGACAUUUGAAACAUAUUCAUAGCCAAGUUUUUUUUUUUUUUUUUUUUUACAAUUUGAAGAUUUUGAUAAAGAAUAUGUUUUAUGAUGAACGUUUUGGAUAAAUAGAAGAAGAUUAAAGGAUUAACAAGUGAGAAAUUGUGAUGAUUAUGAGGAAGUUAAGAGGAGUGAAUGAAUUGCAGAAAUAGUCAAAACCUGGAAAUAGUUAAUUAAUCUGGAAUGAGUGUUGACAAGGAUGAGUGGACAGUAAAAGAAAAGCUUUGUGAUUAUUAUAGAAGUGAGGUGUAAGACAGCUGUGACAUUGCUAAUUUUUUUGUAAUAUUUACAUUGAUGUAUGAUGUAAAUUGUCUACUUAUAACACUUUACUUGCUCCAGGAGCAAUACCAAAAGGGUAACUACGACAGAAGAACCUCAUUUCUCUCUCCAAACAUCCCCUUCCUGUUUGCUCAAGCACUUAGCCUCAAUUAACACCUUUGUCACACAUCUACUUUUCUCUAUCCCUUAUAGUAUGUUUAGCUGUGUUCAUACUAGAAAUAAUUUUGCUAUUCCUAUUGAAUACAUGCAUUGUAACCAUGGACAAUAUAGCACAGCAAUUGCAAAUGAAAUAAUGGAAAUGAAGAUGUGAAUGGGUUGAAGUGGUGAAAGAAAAAAAAUGGUAGAUUGACUGAAUUAAUAAAAUCAUGCGGCAUCAGGAUUGUUUGGAUGUGUUGUAAGAACGAGGGAUUUGAAGAGUGCUCAUUGUGCAAAUGAAGAGUGAAAUAUAUGCUAGAGGGAGGCUGCCCUUGAAAUAGAUAAACAUUACAUGACUAUUGGAAAGAGAGAUGAUUGAUCACUUCACUGCUGCAGCCACUCCCUUGAAGGACAGCAGCUCUUGGAGUCAGAAAUCAGGUUGUACUCAAUAAUAAUACUCUUAAAUUAUCUUACUUUAAAGUUUAAUAGUUACAGUGAUUGCAUAAAGUUUGCAUGAAAAGUGUGGCUCACGAGGAUGACUUCCACUUAAUGAUUGGUCUUCACUGAGGCUUAUCUCAUACAACUCAAAGUUUUAAUGAACAUGUGGUAAAACUGUUCUAACUUUAUUAGAAAUUUAAAGUAGAACAUUUUUACAAGUGUAAUUAAUAUAUUACAGUAUUCAUCAAUUUAGGAAUCUGUAUCAUAACAUGUUAUUCUUAUAAUUAAUAGUGAUUGUAAGAAUGACUUGUAUUUAUGUAAAAAUAUGUACAAUAAUUGAAAUCUAGUCAAUAUAAAACUGUA
Portunus trituberculatus (swimming crab) is the source of this 4180-nucleotide messenger RNA. Its product is annotated as pyruvate dehydrogenase phosphatase regulatory subunit, mitochondrial-like. The record is from RefSeq and is a predicted model, not a curated record. The transcript has 20 exons. NCBI's taxonomy places the organism in Eukaryota, Metazoa, Arthropoda, Malacostraca, Decapoda, Portunidae. Gene Ontology annotation, cellular component: cytoplasm; mitochondrial matrix; mitochondrion. Bases 168 to 2915 code for a protein of 915 amino acids. Gene Ontology annotation, molecular function: oxidoreductase activity; protein binding.